This is a messenger RNA of Equus caballus (horse), 803 nucleotides long. RefSeq names its product myogenic factor 6 (gene MYF6). The record is from RefSeq and is marked provisional. Gene Ontology annotation, molecular function: RNA polymerase II cis-regulatory region sequence-specific DNA binding; DNA-binding transcription factor activity, RNA polymerase II-specific; protein dimerization activity. NCBI's taxonomy places the organism in Eukaryota, Metazoa, Chordata, Mammalia, Perissodactyla, Equidae. Gene Ontology annotation, biological process: positive regulation of myoblast differentiation; regulation of transcription by RNA polymerase II; muscle organ development.
CAUGAUGAUGGACCUUUUUGAAACUGGCUCCUAUUUCUUCUACUUGGAUGGGGAAAAUGUUACCCUGCAGCCGUUAGAAGUGGCAGAGGGCUCUCCUUUGUAUCCAGGGAGUGAUGGUACCCUGUCCCCCUGCCAGGACCAAAUGCCCCCGGAAGCUGGGAGCGACAGCAGCGGAGAGGAACACGUCCUGGCGCCCCCAGGCCUGCAGCCUCCCCACUGCCCUGGCCAAUGUCUGAUCUGGGCUUGCAAGACCUGCAAGAGAAAAUCUGCCCCCACUGACCGGCGGAAAGCCGCCACUUUGCGCGAGAGGAGGCGGCUAAAGAAAAUCAACGAGGCCUUCGAGGCUCUGAAGCGGCGGACUGUGGCCAACCCCAACCAGAGGCUGCCCAAGGUGGAGAUUCUGCGGAGCGCCAUCAGCUACAUUGAAAGGCUGCAGGACCUGCUGCACCGGCUGGAUCAGCAGGAGAAAAUGCAGGAGCUAGGGGUAGACCCCUUCAGCUACAGACCCAAGCAAGAGAAUCUUGAGGGUGCGGAUUUCCUGCGCACCUGCAGCUCCCAAUGGCCAAGUGUUUCGGAUCAUUCCAGGGGGCUCGUGAUAACCGCCAAGGAAGGAGGGGCAAGCAUGGAUUCGUCGGCGUCGAGCAGCCUUCGAUGCCUUUCUUCCAUCGUGGACAGUAUUUCCUCGGAGGAACGCAAACUCUCCUGCGUGGAGGAGGUGGUGGACAAGUAACUCGGAGCCGGGACUGGGGACGUUUUCCACGGAGCCAGAUCACACCCUCCCUCCCUCGCCUAAUCCUUUCGAU